UUCUCUCAAGAUGGCGGAUAAUCUCCCUUCGGAGUUUGACGUGAUCGUAAUAGGGACGGGUUUGCCUGAAUCCAUCACUGCAGCUGCAUGUUCAAGAAGUGGCCAGAGGGUUCUGCAUGUUGAUUCAAGAAGCUACUAUGGAGGAAACUGGGCCAGUUUUAGCUUUUCAGGACUGUUGUCCUGGCUAAAGGAAUACCAGGAAAACAGUGACAUUGUGAAUGAAAAUCCAGCAUGGCAAGAGCACAUUCUUGAAAAUGAAGAAGCUAUUGCUCUUAGCAGGAAGGACAAAACCAUUCAACAUGUGGAAGUAUUUUGUUAUGCCAGUCAGGAUUUGCAUGAAGAUGUUGAAGAAACUGGUGCACUGCAGAAAAAUCAUGCUUCUGUGACAUCUGUGAACCCCACAGAAGGGGAACAUUCUGCCUAUCUGCCUUCGGAAGAUGAGUCAUCGUGCACUGUGAGUUGUCAAAUACCCACAGAACAAACUCCAAACAGUGAUCUAGAGAGUUCUCUAGAAAUAAAUGAUGUUGAAGCAACAGGGGAAGAAGAAAAGCAUUGUGAUGAUAAAACUUGUGUGAAGUCAGCUUCAGAAGAAGAAACAAGUGAAAAUGUGCUUACAACAGAAGACACCACACUGCAACCAAGGAAAAAUAGGAUUACUUACUCACAAAUUAUUAAAGAAGGCAGGAGAUUUAAUAUCGAUUUAGUAUCAAAGCUGCUGUAUUCUCGAGGAUUACUAAUUGAUCUUUUAAUCAAAUCUAAUGUAAGUCGAUAUGCAGAGUUCAAAAAUAUUACCAGGAUUCUUGCAUUUCGAGAAGGAAGAGUGGAACAGGUUCCUUGUUCUAGAGCAGAUGUCUUUAAUAGCAAACAACUUACUAUGGUAGAAAAGCGAAUGCUAAUGAAGUUUCUUACAUUUUGUAUGGAGUAUGAAAAACAUCCUGAUGAAUAUAAAGCCUAUGAGGAGAUUACAUUUUCUGAGUAUUUAAAAACUCAAAAAUUAACCCCCAACCUCCAGUACUUUCUCCUGCAUUCAAUUGCAAUGACAUCAGAGACAGCCAGCAAUACCAUAGAUGGUCUCAAAGCUACCAAAAACUUUCUUCACUGUCUUGGGCGGUAUGGCAACACUCCAUUUUUAUUUCCUUUAUAUGGUCAAGGAGAACUUCCUCAGUGUUUCUGCAGGAUGUGUGCUGUGUUUGGUGGAAUCUAUUGUCUUCGCCAUUCAGUCCAGUGCCUUGUUGUGGACAAAGAAUCCAGAAAAUGUAAAGCAGUCAUAGAUCAGUUUGGUCAGAGAAUAAUUUCUAAGCAUUUCCUUGUGGAGGACAGUUACUUUUCUGAGAACACAUGCUCACAUGUACAAUACCGGCAAAUCUCCAGGUCAGUCCUGAUUACAGAUAGAUCUGUACUAAAAGCGGAUUCAGAUCAACAGAUUUCCAUUUUGACAGUGCCAGCAGUGGAGACAGGAACUUUUGCUGUUCGGGUCAUUGAGUUAUGUUCCUCAACAAUGACAUGCAUGAAAGGCACAUAUUUGGUUCAUUUGACUUGUACAUCUUCUAAAACAGCAAGAGAAGAUUUAGAACCAGUUGUGCAGAAAUUGUUUACUCCAUAUACCGAAACGGAGAUAGAAAAUGAAGAAGAUGAGAAACCAAGACUUUUGUGGGCUCUUUACUUCAAUAUGAGAGAUUCUUCAGAUGUCAGCAGGAACUCUUAUAAUGAUUUGCCAUCCAACAUUUAUGUCUGCUCUGGCCCAGACUGUGGUUUAGGAAAUGAUAAUGCAGUCAAACAGGCUGAAACACUUUUCCAGCAAAUCUGCCCCAACGAAGACUUCUGUCCACCCCCACCAAAUCCUGAAGACAUUGUCAUUGAUGGGGACAGUUUACAAUCAGAGGCUUCGGAAUCUAGUUUCAUACCAGAAGCGAACUCAGAGACUCCCAAGGAAAGCAGAAGUCUGGGAAACCCAGAGCUGUCCUCUCAAUAACGGAUGUUGCAACAUGGAGACUGCUACUAAUUUCCAACAUGAAACCUCUCUGGUUUCAUUUGGGCUUGUGACCACUACUCUAUGGGAAUCUGUUGAACAUAAUCAUAUUUUGCGGAAACUAAGCUGAACACAUAUAUUGUAAAACAUAACAUGCCCCAAUUAUCCAUAUCAAAUUUCAGUCUUAUUUCCUAUAUUAACAAUAUAGUUUAGCUGUAAGCAACUGUUGUUCUAACAAUUGUUGCUUAUGGCACAGUAGAUCCCCCAUUCAGGCUACUACUGAGUGGAGAUCACUUCAGUGGUUUUUCUCCAAGUAGAGCUACCAAUGGAACAAAUGAAAAGUCAAUUGAAAUGUGCACAGUUUUUUUAUUUUAAUUUUUUAAGUACAGUUAACUCGUUACAUUAGUUUCAGGUGUACAACGUAAGUAUUCAACAUCUCUAUAGAUUAUCCUAUGCUCACCACAAGUGUAGCUACCAUCUACUAUCGUGUUUUUAAAAAUCAAAGAAGUUGAUAAAGUAGUAGAAAAAGAUCUAUUUAUCUUGCUUACAUACAUGUAAAAUCACAACUUCUCACUCCUCAAUUCCCAUAUUCAGUUGGACAUAAAAUCUUUUUGGUUCUAUCUCAGAAAUAUUUUCUAUCUCAGAAAUAUUUUCCUGAUAAUGGCUCCCUCCUCUCUAUUCCCACAACCCAUUGUUCUCAUUGGUCUUGACACAAGGCUCCCCAUUCUAUUCCAAUUACCUAUUGAGGAAGAAGCCACUGCAUGAAUUCCUUCUCAUGCUGACACAAGGUGAGGAGUUAUUUAGCAUAACAACACACCAAAGUUAAGUGAAAAUGAAGCCCUUGAGGGCACAUCCCUAGCCUGCACCAAGUAUGGUUGUGAGAGUGUGUGGCUUGGGACUCUGAGGACCAGCAAAGGGUAGGAAAAGAAAUGAAGGGUAACACUUGCAGUGCCUACUAUGUACCAGGAACUAUUAACACUUUUAAUCUCAAAACAACAUGUAAGUACUAUUAUCAUUCUCUAUUUUACAGAUUAGGGUCUUGAUGAUGAAACUGAAUCACAGAGAUAAAAUGACUUGUCCAAGGUCACAUAGUUAGAUUUGGGUUGCUCCUCUCCUCUGAAUUCUUCUUGCACUGAAACAUGUUUAUAAUCUACUAGUAAUAAGAUUAUAUUCUUUCUCAUAAUAAUGAGCUGUAUCUACCUGCCCUAGUAGUGGCAGAGUUUCACUUAAAUACAAAUAGCCCUAAUCAUGUCACUUCUCUCCUUAAAAACCUUUACAUACUAAGUAAAAUCUGACUUCUUUAGCAUUGCAUAUGAGACCACCAUCCCCCAAAAACAUUGUUUCCCUUUGCCUUCAUCUCCUAUCACUCUACCUCUCUCUCCUCCUCACACCCUAAUUUUCAGUCACAAUGAACUCCUCAGGAUCUUCACUCUUUGGCUCAUUGCAUAUAUCAUUUUUCUGGAAUUCCCUCACCUCUCUGCUACCACUACACCCUUUUUCCUCUAAUAAACUUUCUAUUCUGCCUUUAAAACCCAAAUUUAAUGUUAGUUUAACUACUAACACUUCGGCAACCUCAUUUGGCAAAGAUAUUUUUCCCUCUGAGCUCCCCACAGUACUGUUCAUAAAGCCCUUAUCUCAUUGAAUUU
Molecule: messenger RNA, 3615 nt
Organism: Lynx canadensis (Canada lynx)
Lineage: Eukaryota; Metazoa; Chordata; Mammalia; Carnivora; Felidae
Gene: CHM
Product: CHM Rab escort protein
Exons: 16
Coding region: 11-1972 (653 amino acids)
Biological process (GO): intracellular protein transport; protein geranylgeranylation; small GTPase-mediated signal transduction
Cellular component (GO): cytoplasm; cytosol; Rab-protein geranylgeranyltransferase complex
Molecular function (GO): GDP-dissociation inhibitor activity
Source: RefSeq, a predicted model, not a curated record